Amoebophrya sp. A120 is the source of this 3664-nucleotide messenger RNA. The record is from the annotation of a GenBank genome assembly. NCBI's taxonomy places the organism in Eukaryota, Dinophyceae, Syndiniales, Amoebophryaceae.
CUUGGCCUUGUUUUUUCUCGUCGUGUUUUCACUGUCACGAGCCUGAGGCUUGGGGCUUCAAGAUCAACUCCGGCGGAGGAACUACAAUUUUCGACGUAACUACAAAGGCAAAGAAGUAGAAAAAGAGUUGUAUGGUUUGAUUUGCUUUUUUUUGAAGUAAACCGUGCAACCAUGGAGGAGUCCCUUUUCAACAUGACGGGGGGCUACUCCGAGGGUAUCCUCCGCGGUCUGAAGUGCGGCUUCCUCACGCCCGAUGACUACCGAAAGUUGGGUGCUUGCGAAUCUUUAGAAGACGUGCGAACGGCGCUGGAUGACACCGACUACGGAAGCUUCUUGCAGGACGAACCGAGUCCACUGGAAAUUUCCACGAUAGUCGCGAAGGUAAAGGAGAAAGGCAUGCAAUGCCAUCUUACUUUAACUUUUCGAUUUUGGAAGAUGCAGUAGCAUCUGAAGCCGUGCGAUGACGCGCGCGUAACUAGCAAGAUGCACCAGAAAAGGUCACGUCGGCGCAUGAUGAAGGCGCAUGAUGAACAGGAGCAUGUGCAUGGCCACGGUUCAGUAAGAAUACAUCUUGCUCGUGAAGAUUUCGAAUCUGAAAAAGUACAAAACAGGCCAAGCAGAAGCUCGCAGACGAAUUUGAGUACAUCAAGGCCCAGAGUGUGGAGCCGCUAGUGUCCUUUAUGAACUACAUUCAAAUCGACAAAAUGAUUGACAACAUCAUUAACCUCUUGCAAGGUAAAUUACGACCUUUUUUGCCAUGCCUGUGAUUCGAAUGCCACAGCCGCAAGCCAAUCGAUUGCAACAAAGUUCAUUUCUACGACCUGCUCUCUCGGGUGGAGAAGUCCUACGUUUUGAAAAGCAAGUUGAUGCACAGCAAAAAAAAAUUUCCCAGGCGCCCUGAACGGCAAGCCAGCUAUCGAGUUGCUGGCGAAGGCGGAUCCGCUGGGCUUCUUUGACGAGAUGAAAGCCAUUCCAUCUCUGGACUUGUCCCAGGGCUACGAAGAUUUGUACCAGACCAUCCUGAUAGACACCCCGGUGGGCCCGUACUUCGAAUCGGUCUUGAAGUCCCUGUCAGACGAAGGCAAGCCGUUGGGAAGAGACACCGGUAAUUGUCAAAAAUAUACUUGAUGCAGUACAACUACAUGAUGAUGUUUUCACCUUAAGAACGUCGGAGGGUCAUCAUCUCAGCAAAAAAGAAAGGGGCACCAGCCAGUUUCUCAUGCUUUAUAGUCUUUCGCAGCGUUAUUUGGUUCUACUAAAUAACUGUGUGUAAAGUAAGAUGGGAGCUGCAGACACCCACGUAGGCAUCAGUGGGAUAAAGAAGAAAAGUGGUCAACACAACAGAUGUCGGAUCUCUUUUGACGGAGCAGGACUUGGAAGUACUAAAGAACCUCUUGAAGAAGACCUGGUUGGAGAACUUUUACGGGUUCUGCUGCGGCCUGGGCGGCAUGACGGGAGAGGUACAACUGAUACUUAGCUCGGGUAUAGGAUUUAUUUGCCUGAAUAAGAUAAAUUUGCGCCACCCCGGUUACCGUGUGACUCUGGAAUUGCCUUGCAAAUCAUGUUACUGCUUCUGAAGGACACCUCAUAUAGAUGCAGUAUACACAAAAUCAACAACGACAGAUCAUGGGUCACAUCUUGCAGUCCGAGGCAGAUUUUCGAGUUUUGAACAUCACCCUGAACAGUUUGAACACAAGCCUUGGCUCACAACAAAAGAUUGCUGACCGAAAUGCGCUCUACCCAAGCAUUGGCUACCUGUAUCCAGAAGGUAAGAAAAGAACGGUUUUGUUUUCAGUUUCUGUCCUGUCGAUGUUGUAGUGAGUUUUUUUGCAUCUUAGCGUUCAUUCUUUAUCUUCGUACGCAAAAUAGCAUCGCUACUUCCCCGAUUUUUGUGGUUCUACCUUUAGCUGCUUUAGCUUUAAAUCACGAUGGUCCACCUGUUAGGUACCGAGAAGUUGUGCAAGGCUUGGAACCAGACCACCGUCCGCGCCGCCAUCGAGCCGUACAACAUUUACCGAGAGCUGUUCGACAGCGUGAAGAUGUACUACGACAAGGAAGCGCGGAAGGAACAGAAGAUCGGGCGAAACAUCAAGUCGAUGGAAUAUUGCAGUGAAAAGUGCCCCCCACCCCUGAAAUUGCAAAAAUUUGUGAUGCGAAGUUUCCAAAUGAAAACUUUUUGUCAUGCAUGAAAGGAGUAUGUAUCUUUCUGAUGCAGAGUGUAGGCGUGUAUCGCAUCGCUUGCAUGACAAGCGCCGCUCAUGCUAGGGUCUUUUGCAAUUACAAAUCUUUGCUAUUCACGAUUGGAAACCUGUGAUGCUGAUAGAUGCAAGAGGGCGAAUGUUUCAUUUGGAAAGGUUUGCAAUACAAAUGCUCCCAAGUUCGGGGGUGGGGGCAUUCUUCAUUGUAAUAUGGAGGACAUGCUUUUCACGGAGACCGCGAAACUGUACGAGUUGAGCUUCGAUUAUGGCAGUGUCAGGAUUGAAAUUAACAAAGUUGAAAUAAUUUGUGAUGCAUAAAAUCUAUACCAGUUGGACCCACAGUUUCCAAUCGGCGCAUGACAAAUUUUCCUGGUCUCUGAAGCAAGUCUGUCAUGCUGUUUAGGGCAAGAUGGCUGCUCCCUGUCAUGCUAGUCAGCAGCCCACUUCUUGACCCUUGCCAGCAGUAGAAUCUGCCUCCGUUGCGCCUUCAGCAAUAGAGUCAGUCUUUGUGUCGCAUUUUAUGCAUCACAAAUCAUUUCAACUUUGUCGAUUUCAACUCUGACACUCCCAUAUCGAUCAGCAGUUCCACUACGGCGUCUUCUACGCCUACGCCAAGCUCAAGGAGCAGGAGAUCCGCAACAUCGGGUGGAUCUGCAACAUGAUCGUGAUGGGAAAGCGCGAAUUCGCCGAUGACAUUAUUCCAAUCUUCGCCCCCCGCACCUAAACCCCCCCAACAUGGUCUUGCUAGUCUUUUCAAUAUUUGCGAUAGUCUUCGUCGUCCGCUACUUCUGCGCAAUCGAUUGAUCAUCUAUCAUCGCAGUGAUGAAACUGGGUGGUCUAGUACUUACUCUUUGCGCAGUUUCGUAGCGGACGCGGAAGCGAAUACAAAACAACAACUUCUUAGAUGAUUCAUUUCACAACUCCUUUUUCAAAGCUUUGACGAAAAAUGUUUUUUACAUUUUCGGUGAAAAAUAAAACAUUGUUUUGCGAAUUUGACGCCGGGCGAACUCCUUUCUAUGGUCGUACCCUGCUCCUUCUAAAAAGCGAACACGGAUGUGAAAAGUCUUGCGCUGCACCUGCUCAGAACGUCUACCUGCUUCGGGGAAAAAAAUUACUUUGCUUUUUUAAGACUUUUUGGCGAAACCGCUGUUCUGAGUGCGGCUGUGACUCAUAGAGUAGCGGGUAUAUAAUAAAUACUGACGCAGGUUGCCGCAAGCACUUUUUUAGACCAACAGGAGAAAAAUUGGAGGCGGUCGUGGCUGCAAUUGAUGCAGUUGCUUCUGCAUCUUCUACAUUGAUGAUGAAUUUGUGAAGAAAAUAUAGACCACUUAGACAGCUGAAAGUUCUUUCAAAUAGUUGCUUGCUUGUGCUUGCAUACUCUGAAUGUGAAUUGCAAAAGAAACCCGAGUGGUGCAAAGAGCACGAGUCGACGCAGAAGGUCGUCAAGUGUUGCCCAACAAGUAUGC